AAGCAGGCGAGGCGGGCACGUGGAUUUUCUCGAUUCCGGCACCUCACUUCAUCAACAUCCAUCCAUCACUUCUCUUUCCUUCCCUUUAGACGGAUUCUGACGAGAUAAGAAGUGGUGGCGAACCAUUCCCUCUCGCCAAAUGACUUCUUAAUCCUCUCCUUUCUCGCACACCUCCCAGAAUGCCGCACUCCACUCCCAACCACUGCCCGAGCCGAGUCCAGAUUUCCUCGAACAUUUCGACUCAGCGAUAGCAGGACCAUCCAUCGAACCAAAUCUGAAGGUCUGAUCAGACCUUUGGAUCUUCCACAAUGAAGUAUGGAAAGUUCAUCCAGAAGACGCAGCUCGACAUUCCCGAGUAUGCGGCGAGCUUUGUGGAUUACAAGGCGCUGAAGAAGCUCAUCAAGAAGCUGAGCGGCACGCCUACCAUCCUUGCGCAAAAUACAGAGCGUGGCGAGCCCACUGCGGAUCCUCAAACCACUCUACAAGCCAACAAGGCUACCUUUUUCUUCCGAUUAGAGCGCGAAUUGGAGAAAGUGAAUACCUUCUAUCUCCAGAAGGAGGCUGAGCUGAAUCUUCGUCUUCGCACAUUACUCGACAAGAAAAGAUCUCUGCAGUCUCGCGCCACCCCCGCUUCCAAGCUCUCCUCAUCAUACCUCACCCUCGACGAAGGCUUUCGGCUGUUUGGUAAUGAUCUCGACAAAUUGCAGCAAUUCGUUGAAGUCAAUCAGACUGCGUUUUCCAAGAUUCUAAAGAAGUGGGACAAAACGUCAAAGUCUCGAACGAAAGAGCUAUAUCUCUCUCGUGCCGUCGACGUCCAGCCUUGCUUCAACCGAGACGUCAUCAGCGCGCUGUCCGAUCAAGCGACUACCGGAUUGCUGGAGUUGCAAGCAUGGACGGAAGGCGAAAAGAUCAACUAUACCCCGGCAGUGGAACUCGAGCAGAGAGCAGCUUCAGCCGGCCAAGAUGACGUGGAAGUCGAAACGCAAGUGCUGCAAGCGGUAAACACGGGCAAUGUUGGCCUGGUCAAAGACUGGAUCUCCCGAGCGGCAUCAUCGGAAGAGGCUCUCGAACGCUCGAGUCGCAUCUUCCUCAACACCGUCAACACCGCGCCUCCAAGCGUGCAGCAAUACCUGUACGACUCAAAACUCGUCAACUUCAACUAUGCCGAUCAGAUCAACGAGCGCAAUGCCAUCCACGAGGCUGCCAUAACCGGGAAGCUUGACGUGUUGAGAGCAGCUUUGGGAAGCGGGGCGGACAUCCGCCUCCCUGAUGUCUAUGGAAGAAUCCCUCUGCACUAUGCUUGUAUGCAUGGGCGAAUCGAUAUGAUCCAAGCACUUGUGGCAGCUGCGCCGGACACUGUCAACGCAAAGGACCUCGACAACUUCACGCCACUGAUCCAUGGAAUCGUGCACUCGCAUGCUGGCAGUGUGCAGACGAUGCUUGAACUGGGAGCGAUUGUCAAUCAAGCUGGGCCUGGAGACCAUAUCCCUCUGAAUCUCGCAUGUCAGUAUGGAUCGAAAGAGGUCGUCCAGCAGAUACUGCGCUACUCUCCGCAGAUCCUCCCAGACGCCGAAGGUCUCUUCCCACAACACAUCGUCGCUCGUUUUGGAGGCUCUCCUGAAGUUCUUCAAAUGCUAAAGGCAUUCAACGUCAAUAUGGACCAACAGGACAAGCUGUACCAAUGGACCCCACUCUUCCAUGCGGCGAGCGAAGGCCAUCAACUCUGCUUGGAGCAGCUGCUGCAAUUUCAUGCGGAUGCAGCUGUCAAAGAUGAAAAAGGUCUGUCCGCCAUGUACUACGCUGCAUGGGAAGGGCAUUUGGAUUGCAUGCAACGGCUGGCCGAAGAGAGAAUCAGCGACAAGAUGCAAGGCCAAUCUAUCGCGCCCAUGGCUCCUCCUCCCAUGAGUAGCACAAUGACGAUGGGUCAAUUGGAUCCCGAAGCCAUUCCCGACCUCAGUCUGCCACCUCCGAUCAUCCCUCUCCGACGCUACGGCCAUAACUUCCUCGACACCACCAAGACUUUUAUCUUGCUGGCCUUUGACGAGCUUGGUUCGGAUGCGAUUGAGUUCUACGGCGACAGCAAAUAUCCCGCGGCUCGACUCACCAUCUCCUCCAAAUCUUCCGACCUCAUCCCGCGAAACGUCCCGCUGCCGGUACAGGACGAUUUCAAGAACGUUUCGUUCCAGAUCGAAAACCUCGCCACUUUUAGCAUCGACUUCGACAUCUUCCCCACUUUCGGCAGCAAAGUCAUUGCGCGCGCCGCAGCCUCGAGUCGCGUCUUCACUGGCAAGGCUAGCAGCUCCGGCAAAUGGCAUCUCGAGCUCUUCGAUCCACGCCUGCGCGCCAUUGGCCGCAUCAACUUCCGCUUCCAGGUCGUCACACCCUUCCACGGCGUGCCUCUGGAAAUCACGCAUUUCGCCACGUACUGGAAAGCCACGAGCCAGGACGAUAGCCACCCGAGCAAUCUCAUUACCGGUAGCAGCUUGUCGGGAGAUUUUAUGCGGCUCUUUGUUCAAGUGACGAGAGAUGGCGUGCCAGUUCUCUUCAGCCAAUGGGCAUUACCGAGCAGCAAAAACGACCUCGUCAGCAGGCUCACAUACUCCGAAUUCGCCGCCGCAGGUCUAGACGUUGGCCGCGGGAAAGGCGUGGUGCAAGGUCUCGUCGGCUCGGGUAUCGACCGCUCCAACCUGGCAGCAGCACAGCGACAGAUUGCAUCUUCGUAUGCCUCUCUGGCCGAUGCUCUAGCCAUUCUCCCGCCGGACCUCAACUUGGAAAUCCACCUCUGCUACCCCACGCGGACCGAAGAGGCGGCGCUGAACCUCAGUCCGACGCUUAAUAUCAACACCGUGGUCGACGCUGUCUUGACGGUGGUAUUUGAACAUGCGCGCCGCUUACGCGAGACAAAGGAUGCGGCGCUGCGGAACUUCGUCUUUUCCAGUUAUAAUUCGAGCGUGUGCACGGCGUUGAACUGGAAGCAGCCGAACUACCCCGUCCUCCUCUGCAACGACCUCGGCGUCGCCCGCGACCCGCCAAACCGCGUCCAAUCCAACCACAUCGUCGCCAGUGCUGGGCGAACGGACAUGUCCAUCAAAGAAAGCGUGCGCAUUGCGCAGUCGAACAACUUCAUGGGCCUCGUGUGCUCGUCGCGCCUCCUCGAUCUCGUCCCCGCUUUGGUGCCGUCCAUCAAAGAAGCGGGUUUGGUGUUGAUUUCGGAUUACUCUUGCGAUGCUGGGGCUGGUGGUGUGAGAGGUGCGCAGAAGCCGCCCAGUGUGCUUGAUGUGGCGAGUGGGGUUGAUGGGCUGUUGUUUGGGAAUGCGGUUUUGCGGUUCAAGGAUGCUAUUGAGCAGUGAGGGAUAGAUGGUACUGGGAGGCGGUUGGCAUGCAUGGUAGGCUGGUCUUUUGAGAUGUGCAUUGGAAAGUCGAUAGAAGCAGCUAAUCUCGGUAUCGUGAAUUCAUGAAA
This is a messenger RNA of Neohortaea acidophila, 3460 nucleotides long. Its product is annotated as putative ankyrin repeat protein nuc-2. Bases 309 to 3350 code for a protein of 1013 amino acids. Gene Ontology annotation, molecular function: glycerophosphocholine phosphodiesterase activity; protein binding. NCBI's taxonomy places the organism in Eukaryota, Fungi, Ascomycota, Dothideomycetes, Mycosphaerellales, Teratosphaeriaceae. Gene Ontology annotation, biological process: glycerophospholipid catabolic process. The record is from RefSeq and is a predicted model, not a curated record. The transcript has 7 exons.